Molecule: messenger RNA, 1287 nt
Organism: Caenorhabditis elegans
Lineage: Eukaryota; Metazoa; Nematoda; Chromadorea; Rhabditida; Rhabditidae
Gene: clec-61
Product: VWFA domain-containing protein
Exons: 7
Coding region: 47-1258 (403 amino acids)
Molecular function (GO): carbohydrate binding
Source: RefSeq, marked reviewed
AGAUGUGAAAAUGCACAAACAAUCCAGUGUUAUCAGAGGUAUCACAAUGGCAAUGAAGUUUCUUCUAACCUGUUUUCUUCUAGGAAUCACAUUUUGUCUGGGGAGUCCAGUGAGUCAAUCAUCAAACUGCCAAGAUGGAUAUAUGGAUAGAGUCUGCGGAGAAGAUGAGACACAUCUUUGGCUGGAUAUUGUCGCAGUUGUAGAUAAUUCUAAGGGAAUGACUGAUAAAGGUGUCGUAACUGUUGCUGGACAAAUUGUUUCAUUAUUCGUUGAUGGCCAGCAGCUGGGAAUCGAUCCAAAUCAGCCAAGAACUACAAGAAUCGGAAUUGUAACCUACAACCGAGAUGCAACUGUGGUUGCUGAUCUCAACAAGAUCACAUCAAUCGACCAACUCGCAGAUAUCGUGUUUGGCGCGCUUCAUAAAGCAUCUUCGAUUGCAGACUCAUACUUACAUGCUGGAUUGGAGGCAGCUGAUGAUCUUCUGCAAAGACAAAGUUUUGCUACAAGCAGAGGACAUUAUAAGAAGCUAGUCAUUGUAUAUGCAUCGGAGUACAGUGGGACUGGAACCCAAGACCCUUUACCAUUGGCGACACGUAUGAAGGUUGACGUGGCAAUUGCAACAGUAGCGUACGGCCAAGAUAAUGUUAAUGGUUUUCUUCGACAGCUCUCACAAAUCGCUACGCCCGGAUACAAUUUCACGAAUCAAAAUGGAAUACAGUUGGUCCCCGAGCUUAGAGCUACAAUGGUUCAAGUCAACUGCUAUUGUCCAAACCAAUGGUUCCAAAUGCGUCAGAGCUACUCCGACGAGAGCUCGUUAAAAUACGGAGUCUGCAUUCAUCCGGUCACUCUAGGAGCAACUAGAACUGCGGCAAAGUUGUCUUGCAGAAAUCAAUGGAAUAAUGCGUAUAUGAUCAAUGAGUACACUCAGACAAAACAUGAUUUUACACUUCAAGUUAUUGAAAACAUCACCGCAUUUACACAACCUUAUACUUACUACAUCGGACUGUCUUAUUCAAAUGGAAAUUGGCAAUGGGAGCAGCCAAACGGUCAACCACUUGCCCAACUUCAAACAUGGAGCGACUGGUGCCCGGGAUAUCCGACUGCUUCAUCCACAGACACUGCAGUUGUCAAUGUUCAAUCGUCAUCAUCUUCGGCGAAGACUUGCUGGCAGAAUACAAAGUCAUCUCUGACAAACAUGUACGUCUGCGAAGUAGCAACGUGUGACUCGACUAACUACUGUACAGCUGAAAAAAUUUGAUUUGAUAAAUAAAGUACUUUUAAAAUUUG